Messenger RNA from Amphimedon queenslandica, 1090 nucleotides. Its product is annotated as ester hydrolase C11orf54 homolog. The transcript has 8 exons. NCBI's taxonomy places the organism in Eukaryota, Metazoa, Porifera, Demospongiae, Haplosclerida, Niphatidae. Gene Ontology annotation, cellular component: nucleus. The record is from RefSeq and is a predicted model, not a curated record. Gene Ontology annotation, molecular function: zinc ion binding; hydrolase activity, acting on ester bonds. The coding region runs from base 26 to 982 and encodes 318 amino acids.
UGUUUACAUAAAGAAAGAGAAGGAAAUGAGUUCAUCCUCCUUUCCUGUGGAAAAAAGACAACUUCACACUCCAGAUCUCUCUCAUGUUGCUCAGGUGAUAGAGAGUGGUUUAAAAGAAAAUUUUAAAGAAGCAUCCGUUAAUGUAGUCGACUGUCCUGACCUCACGUCUUCGCCAUGGCAACUUGCUGCACCAGGUUUGGGCGGAGCUCCUCGUUUGCUUGAUGUGGGCGGGGUUCCAUAUCUAAUGCCGCUCAUCCAAAGAGAAAAGGUUUAUGAUUUAGCCCAGGUAGCUAGUCUGGCUGGUUUACCAAACGGGUUUAUACUUGGAGCAGGUGCUGGCUCUUACAGAGUAGCUGGAGUUAACUGUGAAAUGAUGGCUAAUAUUAAAUUCUCUGAUCCUGACUCAGGAGCUCCUCAUAAUAUUGGCUCUUAUUCGGCUAAAGUCUCCACAGAAGACGGAUCUGCUAUAAUUGAGAAAUUCCCAUACACUGAGGCCGGUCCUCUUGCCAAUUUAUUACUUUGUGAAGGCACUCCUGGUGCUCCUGUCCUUGAAAUAAAAGCAAGGAAGAGAGUUGGAGAAGAGAAUUUCGUUACCUGCAUGAGAAAGUCCUUGGCUGCUUAUUUUGGUGAGGGCCCAGUUGGACUCGGCGGAGUUUUCAUGAUUAAGAAAGGCAAAGCAAAGCUUCACAUUAUGCCUGACUUCUCUCAGACUCCACUGACUACUAACGAAGGAGUCAACAAAUGGCUCCAGUUCUAUAACAUGUCUUCACCUCUCACUUGCCUCUCUGUCUUCAUCAGUUGUGACCCAGGUUUAGACUUACGUGUAGAACAUACCCAUUGCUUUAGCUCUCAUGGCGAUGGUGGGCACUAUCAUUAUGACGUCACUCCACAAGAAGUUGAAUAUCAUGGAUAUUACGUAAUAGCUGAGGAGAUUGUCCGUAUUGAUCGACCAAUUAAAACUCACCAAAUCGGGCGAGACUGAUAAGUAACAAUUAAUGAAUCUUUUUAUUAGAUUUUGCUGAUUUUACACUUGCACAGGUUAAAAUAUUAUUUUUUGUAAUGAAAUACUUGCUUAACAGCUUAAGUGGAA